Messenger RNA from Striga hermonthica, 861 nucleotides. The record is from the annotation of a GenBank genome assembly. Lineage: Eukaryota; Viridiplantae; Streptophyta; Magnoliopsida; Lamiales; Orobanchaceae.
AUGGCUUCCGACAACAACCCCGUCGCCCCUGACCACUUCAAUGAAAACGAGGACCUCCUCGCCAACAAGAAAUUCUCUGAUAAUAAUGAAGACUACUCCGCCUCCUCCGCCGCCUUCGCCGUCGAUCGUCCUUCCCCAUCCACCUCCGACGCCCAGGUCCCACCGGACGAGUUCCGCAAGCUCUUCCAACGCCUAGUGGUCAACUACUAUGAAUGGCAUUCCCUUGAGCCAUUCUCAAUUUUAUUCCAUCGAAAUUCGACUCUAAAUCGACCGAUUCUCCAGCUUGAUUUGUUGAUACUAAAAUCGCGUCGGACCAUCACAAGUCGUCAAGGCAGUAUCAUGGACACCAAUAUUUUUAGUGAUGAGAAAUUAGAGAGCAGACUUUACAUUGGUAACCUUGAUCUGAGAAUAACAGAGGCUGCUCUGAUUAAGAUGUUUUCUCCAUUUGGAAAGAUUAUCUCCGAGGACUUCUUAUGGCAUACUCGUGGCCCCAAACGUGGAGAGCCACGUGGUUAUGCUUUUAUCCAGUUCAGUAAUAAAGAGGAAGCAGUAAAGGCCAAGGAGAAAAUGCAUGGACGAAUGGCUUGUGGACGGCCGUUGGUUGUUCGUCUGGCCAGUGAGAAAUACCCAACUGAAGGAUUAUCCAACUCUUCCAAAUGCCUCGAAGGUGGCAAGGCGGGCCUAUUGGGUGGAGCUGACAACCGGAGCCUUCGGGACCGCACCUGGAGAAGGGAAGUCCGUCUGAACCGCAACAAUCGCCAUCGCAAGACCUCGAGGUGCACGCUACUUCAGGGAGAGGGACGAGUAGCUGAGGGUGACUAUUGGCCGAAGCCCCGAUUUUGCCCGAGGAAGGCGAACUGA